Messenger RNA from Paramecium pentaurelia, 1116 nucleotides. Lineage: Eukaryota; Ciliophora; Oligohymenophorea; Peniculida; Parameciidae. The record is from the annotation of a GenBank genome assembly.
AUGUACUAUGCUCCUUCCAGACCUAAAGAGAUAGAAAAGUUUCCCAUAGGAUAUAUUAAACCUAUUGCUUAAAACCUAGAAUAUCUCUAACGACCACCAGUAGAUGAUCGUAGAAUUUAAGAUUAUUACGGAAAAGCUUAAGAUUAGCCUACUCAAUAGAUGAGAACAUAAAAUAAAGAAAAGCUACUUAAUUAAGGAAGUUUCUAUUAACCUUAAUAGUUUACUCAAGAGAAAUAAUGGGAUAAUAUAUAAAAGGAAAUUUAAAACCAAUAAGUUGGAACUAAUAUCAACCCUUAAAGAAUAACAUCUCAAGAGACAUUUUAGAGUGCCCCUUUUAAGACAAUAUAUACUGAUGAAAAUAUUUACGAGCUUGUAGGCGCUCCUUAAAAUUUUCCAUUAAGCGAAGUGCAACUUUAGGUAAGUAGAAUAUCUCCUUCAAAUUUAAGGGGACCAAAUAGAGGAUAUGAGUAAAGCUUGAGAGGAUAUUCUUAAGAUUUUUAAUAACCUAGUUUUGGUUUUUUUCCUUAAGAUUUUAGAGAUGUCCCUUCAGAAUAGAUCGGGCUGCCUCUUUAAGGAUAUAGAAGGAUGGCUCCUCCAGGAAUACUAAAUGAUUAUAGAAGAGGAAUUCCAGAACCAGUUUUAAGUUAAAGAAAUCAUGGGAGAGAAUUAAGAAGAGAUUUUUAAAAUAGAGCUAUUCCAAUAACCGAUUAUAGAUAAGGAUAUCCAGUAAAUUUUCAAGAACCUCUUUAGAUUUUAAAUGGGAGAAACGAUUUACCAUUAGAAUAUAGAGGAUAUCCCUAUUAGGAUUAUGAUAGAUAGAGGUUUGAACCUCCAUUUGAAUAUAGAACGUAUCGUGAUCCUAGAGAUUUGCCAGCUCCUGAUUAUUAUGCACCAGAAUAUCGAAGAUUUUCUCCUAUUGGAAUGUAAAGAGACUUCAAUGAGAGAAUCCCUUUUAAUCAAGGAUUACCUUAUUAGGAUGAAGUAUAUCCUCCUUUAUAUGGGAGAAUGGACUAGUAAAUAUUUAGGGAGGGGAGACAAGAUUACGAUUCAGGUAGAUUUUAUCCUCCAUAUGAAGAAAGAGGAAAUUAUUUUAAUCAAAGGAUCAAAUAGGUUUGA